Ctenocephalides felis (cat flea) is the source of this 1694-nucleotide messenger RNA. RefSeq names its product activating signal cointegrator 1. Gene Ontology annotation, biological process: positive regulation of DNA-templated transcription. Gene Ontology annotation, molecular function: transcription coactivator activity; zinc ion binding. Bases 148 to 1623 code for a protein of 491 amino acids. Gene Ontology annotation, cellular component: nucleus. The record is from RefSeq and is a predicted model, not a curated record. Lineage: Eukaryota; Metazoa; Arthropoda; Insecta; Siphonaptera; Pulicidae. The transcript is spliced from 10 exons.
GUUAGCCAGUUAACCAAACAUAUUUAUGCACAUACGUUUAGUUCUUAUUGUUAUUAAAUUUAAUAUAUAGUUAUAAAUACACUUUUCGGAAGAAUAAAUUGUUAUAUUCUUUUUUUUUUUUUUGUUUUCUAUAUUAAAGAGUAAAUAAUGUCGACGAUGGAAAAUUGGAUUAGAACAAGAUUAUCUAAAUUGAUGCAAUUUGCGGUGCCUGAUGACUUGGUUCAGUACCUGAUGUCAAUCGAAAAUAACCGGGAUGCAGAGGAUUAUUUGGCCACAUUAUUAGAUUUUUCCAAUCCUGAACAUAAAUUGUUUUUGAUUGAUUUAAUAAGUAAAAGAAAUGAAGUUAAAAAACCGAAUUUGAAAUUAAAACAAAAUCAGGGAAAUGUGAAAAAAGGAUCCAGUAUAAAAACUUCAUCUGAAGACAGCACAGGGGCCAAGAAGAAAACUAAGUUUGUAAAUUUAUACUCUCCUGAGGGACAAUCAAGAGAUGUUAUAUUAUUGAAAGGUCGUCACCACUGUGAUUGUGAAGCAAGUAAGCAUGAUUUGAUAAAUAACUGUUUGAAAUGCGGUCGAAUUGUCUGUGCUCAAGAAGGAUCUGGGCCAUGUCUUUUUUGUGGAGAACUUGUAUGUUCUAAUGAGGAAAAGAAUGUGUUGAGACAAAAUACUGAUCGUUCUGAUAGUUUGCUGAAUCGAUUAAAGGAUCAAAAACGGCCAAAAGGAUGGGAGCAAGCAUUAUUGCAAAGAAACAAAUUAGUAGAAUAUGACAAAAAUAGUGAACAAAGAACCCGAGUUAUUGAUGAUGAAAGUGAUUAUUUUAAUUCAACAUCUGUGUGGCUCACUAAAUCAGAAAAGGCCCAGAUUGAAAAGUUUGCUAAAGAAAUGCAUGAAAAGAAACAUAAGAGCAGAGCUAACAAAUCUAUAAUUUUAGAUUUUGCAGGUCGAACUGUGACAGAAUCAAAACAAGCAGAUACAGAAUAUGAUCAAACUGUAUUGCGUGAAUUAAUUCAAGCUAGUGAUAAGUAUGUGAUGGCUCAAUCAGAUGUGUCAAGGCCAGCUCUUAAUCCUAACUUGGAAAUUGAACCACCAAUGAUAAUGGAAACAGAAAGACCACUAUGUAAUACAAAAUCUUUUGAUAAUGAUGGUUUAUCAAUGAGACUUCAAGAUAAAGAUAUACAAGAAAUGAGCGAUCGAGGUGUUUGUUUGAGUAUGCAUCAACCAUAUGCUUCUCUAUUAGUAGAAAAUAUUAAAAGACAUGAAGGACGCAGCUGGUAUACUGCUCAUAGAGGUCGAUUAUGGAUUGCAUCUACAGCCAAAAUAGUUGACAUGGAAGAAGUGAAGAGCGUGGAGAAUUUCUACCGCAAGCAUUAUGAAAAUUCAGAUUUAAAGUUUCCAGCACAAUACCCUUCGGGUUGUUUGUUGGGACAUGUUACUGUUAGUGAGUGUUUUUCUCAAGAAGAAUAUCAAAAAAUUUAUCCAAAUGGAGAAUCUGAAAGUCCCUAUGUUUUCAUUUGUACAAAUCCUGAAGCGUUACCAAUCAAAUUUCCAAUCAAAGGACAACAUAAAAUAUAUAAAUUGGAUCCAAAAAUACAUCAAGCUGCGCUGAAAACAAUACGAAAAGUUUGAUUUGUUUAAUAAAUAAUAAUAAAUUGUUAUGCAUUAAAAUGCCUUUUGGUUAAUAAUUGUUUUUUUGAACG